AUGUUACGUAACACUUUCACUAAAGCUUCUAAUCUAUCACGCGUAACGUCCGUAAGAUUCGUUCAAGCACAUGCCCUUUCCAAUGCUGCUGUAAUGGAUCUGCAGUCCAGAUGGGAAAAUAUGCCCUCCACCGAACAGCAAGAUAUCGUCAGUAAGCUGACUGAACGCCAGAAAUUGCCAUGGGCUCAACUCACCGAACCUGAAAAGAAGGCUGUGUGGUACAUUUCCUACGGGGAAUGGGGACCAAGGAGACCCGUGUUGAAUAAGGGUGAUUCAGGUUUUAUCGCUAAAGGUGUUGUUGCCGGCCUCCUAUUAUCAGUGGGGCUUUUCGCUAUGGUCAGAACGGUUGGUGGUGAAGACUCAAAGACCAUGAAUAAGGAGUGGCAAUUAAAGAGUGACGAAUAUUUGAAGUCCAAGAAUGCUAAUCCUUGGGGUGGUUACUCUCAAGUUCAAUCUAAAUGA
Messenger RNA from Saccharomyces kudriavzevii IFO 1802, 462 nucleotides. It is a transcript of the gene COX5A, whose product is annotated as cytochrome c oxidase subunit Va. Lineage: Eukaryota; Fungi; Ascomycota; Saccharomycetes; Saccharomycetales; Saccharomycetaceae. The transcript has a single exon. The coding region runs from base 1 to 462 and encodes 153 amino acids. The record is from RefSeq and is a predicted model, not a curated record. Gene Ontology annotation, biological process: mitochondrial electron transport, cytochrome c to oxygen.